CGCAGCGCAAUAAACAAAUAGCGGGACUAUCGAUAUACUCAAAAUCCCGAUUCCAGCCGGCUAAAUUCCGGAAGCGUAGCCUCUCCUUGAAACGUCAAUAAAGGGCCGUUGCCAACCCGAUGGACAAGCGCGUCACGAUCCUGCUGCCCAACGGGCGGCGGCAGAAUGUGAGCGUGACGGCGAACAUGACGCUGCUGGAGAUCCUGGAGACGGCCUGCUCCAAGCACGGCUACGACGCGGAGGAGCACUGCCUCAAGUUCCACAACAAGGUGGUCGGCCUGACGCAGCAGUUCCGGUUCAGCGGCCUGCCCAACAACUGUGUCCUGGAGAUGGAGCAAGCGGAGAAGCGGCGCACCCUGAGCAAUGUGCUCGUCUGCGUCCAGCUGAGCGAUGGAUCCCGCCAGCAGGCCGACUUCUCGCCCAACGACACCGUUUGGCUGGUGGUCCAGAAGCUGUGCGAAACGCACGUCAAGGGUUACGAGAGCCCCGUCAUCAUCUACAUGCGCAGCGAGGUCAUUGGGCAUGACCAGAUGCGACAGACCACGCUGAAAUCCCUGGGCAUCCUGGAGGGUCGCGCCAUGAUGCGAUUGAUCGACAAGAAGCCCGAGGAGCUAAAGACCCAGGCCAAUGUCUACAAAGCUCCCGCUGCCAGGCCUCCGGUGGAUAACGACGAUCAGCCCAGCACCUCCCGCUCCGCAAUGGCAGCCGGUGGCAGCGGAGGAGGCGGUGGCUUUGCCCUCACCAGCAACAUGAUCAAGAACCUGAAGCGCACGGCGCCGGAAGAAAGUGAACCAGAAAAACCCUCGGAAAAAGCCAACCAAGAGCAGCAGCCACAGCCAGAGGCGCCCAAGUACGACUGGGGUAGUGGCUCCGGAUACUCAAUGCACCAUCCACCCGGGCGAAAACAGGAGGAGAACGAAGGCGAUGACAAUCCUGGGCGGCCACCGCCAGUGGUGAAUGUCAUUGGGCCACGUCAGGCGGUGCUCUUCUCCUUGGACGAGUCCAAGAAGAAUGCGGACGACCUGCCAGACUCGUUCUUCGACCUCACGGUCAACGAUCUAAAGAUGGUGCUCCGCGAAUUGAAGCGCACUUCGAGCGGAGAUGACGACGCCCCGCUGCUGACAGCCAAGUUAAGGGAACUGGAGCGUCAGAAGGCCAUGCUGGCCAAGCUUAAUCAGUACAAGGACUGUGUGCUGCGCAUCCAGUUUCCCGAUCGCUUUGUGCUCCAGGGCAUCUUCAAGCCGCACGAGCCCCUCUCCAAAGUGGAGGAGUUUGUACGCGAGUUUUUGACCCAGCCCGGCGAGCAGUUCCACUUGUUCACCAUCCCACCGAAGAAAGUGCUGCCCUCCAAUGAGACGCUCCUGGAGCUGAACUUUGUGCCCAAUGCCAUCGUGCACUUCGGCUUCCUCAAGGACUCGCUGAAUGCGGUGAGCAAUCGCUUCGUGAAGGAGGAGUAUGCGAAGCAGUUGACUUCCGAGGAGGGGGCGCACUACGUUGUGCAGAAAUACCGCCUCACCCGGGCAACGGCGGUGGAAACUAGCUAAUAGAUAUAUGGCUUUAAGCAAACAGUCUGCGCGACAUUAAAUGAAUUCACUCAA
Molecule: messenger RNA, 1598 nt
Organism: Drosophila takahashii
Lineage: Eukaryota; Metazoa; Arthropoda; Insecta; Diptera; Drosophilidae
Product: tether containing UBX domain for GLUT4
Biological process (GO): glucose homeostasis; intracellular protein transport
Cellular component (GO): vesicle membrane; cytoplasm; nucleus
Molecular function (GO): protein binding
Source: RefSeq, a predicted model, not a curated record